AUGGACCUCAUCAAUAGCAUCAAUCGCAGUCAUGGACUGGGCAGCAUUCGCGAAACCCUCGAAGCAGAGGAUCCAAUUGUCGUAUUGCGGGGCAAAUUGGAACGAGCUUGUGAACGCUUGUCCAAAGAUUUGUACAAUACGAAGACUCAUUUCUUGCUCGAGUUCAUCCAGAACGCGGAUGAUAACGCUUAUGGGCCCGGUUCAGUUCCGACUUUGCAGCUCCAACUGGAAGGUCGCCAGAUGACGAUCAAAUGCAACGAGCAAGGCUUUACGCCUGCUAAUGUGAAGGCGAUAUGCGAUAUAGGUGGAAGCACGAAGACGAAGGAUAAGUUGAUACAGGGAUACAUUGGCGAGAAGGGAAUAGGUUUCAAGGCGGUGUUUGUCGUCGCAUCCAAAGUGCAUGUCGCGUCCAACGCCUAUACUUUCAGAUUUGAUCGCGAUGCGCCACUGGGCAUGAUCAAUCCAAUAUGGGACGCCACUCACAAUGUUGAUCAGGGCUGGACGACAUUUCGGUUGGACAUAGCGGAGCACGAGCAUAUGGGAAAGCUGAGUAAGCAGAUAGGCGAGAUACAGCCGUCCCUACUGCUCUUUCUCCGUAAACUGCGUUCAAUCGGAAUGCGGGUGACCACCGCAAAUUAUCCACAUAUGCGGACAAUCAGCGUUGCGCGGAAUGAUCCCGCUCCGGACAUCGUCGAGCUAGAGCGCUGGGAGAACGGAACGAGCGUGCUGAAAUGCAGGUACAUUGUGAUCAAGCACAUGGUCUCGACCAUCCUCGACGAGCCGAAGAGAGAGGGAAUCGGACGGAGCGAGGUCGUGUUAGCGUUUCCUAUGACAUCUGACGAGCAACCGAUACUCGCGGAUCAAUACGUUCACGCAUUUCUUCCUGUAAGCCAAUAUGGCUUCGCCUUCGUGACUCAAGGAGACUUUCUAACCCCAUCAAGCCGGGAAUCGAUCCUAGCAGACUCCCGAUGGAACGAGAGGCUAUUCUUGGGCAUCAGUGAUGCCUUCUUUAUCGCCAUUGAUAGGUUCCAAGACCAUCCGGUCCUCAAAGAUGUCUGGAUUCGUUUUGUUCCUUUACGUCCCAAACAGCCCUUUGCUAAGGUGGCAGAACGCAUUGCAUCUAUGCUCGCGAAGCGCGCUGUACUGCGGUCCACGGAUGGAGCGCUUUGUCAUCCUAUCCACCUGAUCGUUGUUCUAAGAGAAUUGUGCGACCUUGAUGGGGAACCCCUCAUCCCUGCGCAGUACUUGUCCGGCAAACUCCGUUACCUCUCAAAAUCCUAUAACGUGUCCCAGGACAUGAUCUAUCUGCAACGGCUCGGUGUGCGCACCAUGAAUGACCAAGACUUCUUUGAUGGUCUCAAACGAAUGGGUAACCAAAUCUCUCGACAAUCCGACUCCUGGCACGAACUCGUGUGUGGUAAAUUGCACGACAAGAUCACGAAGGGCAAGCAAGGGAGGAAAGCUAAACCUGCAAUCCUAGAUCUAGUAAUCCUCCCUCUGAAUGAUGGCUCUUGGGCGUCCGCGAAGUCUGCCCCGAGCCAUGUCUUCGUCUCCGACUUGAAGGAGUUCAAGGAGUUGCAACUCUCGAGCAUCAGAGAGGGCAUCCCAGAGACGUCUUCCAGAUACCGGUUCUAUGCCGCUCUCGGGGUCAAACCUGCCGGACCAGCUCUCAUCGCAGAACGCAUUCUGACCUCGCAAACAUCGACUGCUCCCGAGACGCUAUUGCGUUAUUCCCGAUUCUUCUUUGAACAUCGGCGAGUUCGUGGUAUGCCUUCUGCCUCGACUCUCAAAGUCGUGGACGAACGCGGGCUCUUGGCAGAUGGCAAAGAAUCAUACCUGGAUCUAUCGAAUGACAAAGAGACUGAGACAACCUCGCUGCGCAGUAUACUUCCCUCGACCGCUCGAUUCCUACAUCCGACCUACACCGAUACUUACCAGGACCGAUAUUGGACAAUGUGGCUACAAGACAGUCUUGGUGUCAACACAGCUCCUCGAGUCGUGUCCGGACGACUAUCACUGGAAUUUCAGAUGAUGACGCAAACGCUAGAGACAUCUCGCUUGCUCUUGGUCCUCCGGGAGUAUUGGCCUCAGAUGUCUAGAAAGCUCUCUCAAGAAGGUAAAACCCAAUUGUCGCGAAUGAUUGUGACAUGUGAAGAUGGCAGAUACCCACUCGAAACGACUGCAUUGAGGAGGAGGGCUCUUCAAAGCCUUCCCAAUGGUCACAUUCGUUUCUUGCCUAUGUUGAACGCAAACGACCAUGGAUGGAAUUUCCUUGGAGAACUCGGCGUCAUGAUCGAUGCCGAUUUGGGUACAUUCAUCAAGAUUCUCAUACAUCUGCAGCAGACGAAAUGUCAAGAGGAAUCCUCGAUUAUGGAAACCUAUAAGCAGCUCAACGCUAGGUUCCACGACAAUCCUGGUGCUAUCUGUUCCGCGUUCAAGGACUAUCCCUUACUCUAUGUCCCCCGAGCACGCGAAGGUGGCUCGCAUACAUGGCUUGCGCUUCGCGAUGCAUACUGGGACGGCCCACGGUCGCUCCGUUCUAAGGUGCUCGUGAAGCGUUUGUAUCCGACACUGGAGGACUUCUUCAGAGACAAGCUCGGAAUGCAAAACGCCUCUUUGCAGACUCUUGUAGAUGAAUUCAAGAACCUCGCUAAUCAAUGGAACGGAAAACCGUUGCCUGAGUCGACCAUUCUCAACAUUGAGGGCAAGCUCCUUGAGAUCACUGAUUAUCUUGUCCGAGAUAUGAAGGCGGCGUCGACUUUGUCACCACUCGCACAACAGCCGAUCUUCCCUGUUUUUCUUCCUGGGAAGAGAGAUAGUCCAAGGCUACAAGCCAUGGGCCUGUUCUACGUCCCAGACAGGAGCGGUAAGUACGCCGAUCACUUCCUUGAUCGAGUACCCCUCCUGGCCGUGUCCGCGAUGCUUUCGAUUGUUCGGAUACAACCCUUACUGGACUCUGUUAUCUGGAAGCAAUCAGCACUGUAUCUCGAGAAUUCGGUCAGAUCGCAAACCAAGGCGUCUGGAACAAGAACAGAGGACACUCAGGCAAUGCAGCAAUUUAAAAGCAGGUUGGAAUACAUCGAGAGAGAUCUUUACCACAAGAGAGGCUCUUCCGAGCAGAUGGAGUUUCUACAGAAAUUGGACACAAUGACGGUUACGGUCGUUGACUCCAUCCUUUCCACGUUGACUUUAGGAGGGCAUACUGUAACUUCCAAUGCAAACUCCUCGAUUGAAGAGCAAGUAGGACGUGUCGCUAUACUCGUAGCAAGGGCUUGUACGAACAGUAGCAGGAGGCGCAACCGAGAGAUCUGCAGCCUCCUUGGCACCCGCUUGGGCUUGGAUAGGAUGAGCUUACAGACGUUGAUUGAUACACCACUUGACGAGGUCGAGGAGAUGUUGGACGAGCAGGGUAUUACAGCCAUCCCAGCAGAAGCCCGUCGUCUACAUUGUCAUGCCCGCUACGAAGAUGGCACUCUUGUCGAUGCUAGCCCCCGAAUCCUUUCUACAGAAUCAUCAGGAGCUGCGGCCAUUCGUCUCUCAUCAGCAGGCACACAAGGUCAUCGCAGAGCGAAGUCAAACGUGGAAGCUGAAAAAACAAAUGUGGACGUGCGGACUUUCCGGGCAAAAGCGGCAAAAUCGUUGCUUUCAUCCAGCCAAGUCCUGAGUGCAGGUUCUUCGCGGUUUCAAGCGCGCACCGCGGGCAACCUCGCCGCUCCUAUCAGUGCAGGAAAACAUGGGAAGUCAUCUGGAAAAGCAUCAGAAAACAAGGAUAUGGCCGUCGCCCCAUCGGCUGCAAAUGAUCGUGAGAACGGCAUCAUGGGCGAAUAUUUUAUCUAUGAAGUGCUGCAGCAGACUUUAGGAGCUGAUUUCAAUGAGGAGAAUUGGACGAGCGAGCUCCGCGGCGAGAUCUCCGGCUUUACGCCUUUCCAGGGUGAUGCUCUGGCCGAUUUCAGAUACAAGGAUGAUAAGGGCAUAUUGACAGGCUUAUGGUAUGGGAAUCAGACUAAGUCCACUUGGGCAGGUAGGUGGCCAACAUACCAUCUCGAGAUUAAGACAACGAGCGGGUCUGCGCGUGAGCCCUUUCAUGUGAGCCAAAGGCAAAUGGAGAUGGCAUUGCACUUGACAAGCCGGACGGACUCGCCCGGAAUAGUUCCAACCGAUGUCUACGUGAUCAUCCUCGUCACCGGGAUCCGUGGUGCAUCCACUUCUUACGUGGUGUUUCUUGAUCCCCACCGACGCAUCUAUGAUGGGAAUUUGUCGAUUCAGUCCGAUGUCUAUCUCUCAUUGCUAUGA
Laetiporus sulphureus 93-53 is the source of this 4293-nucleotide messenger RNA. RefSeq lists its product as uncharacterized. The transcript has 9 exons. The record is from RefSeq and is a predicted model, not a curated record. The coding region runs from base 1 to 4293 and encodes 1430 amino acids. NCBI's taxonomy places the organism in Eukaryota, Fungi, Basidiomycota, Agaricomycetes, Polyporales, Laetiporaceae.